AUGUCUUGUCCGGAACACACCCCUGUUUUUCUUCUUCUUCUCGCCGGCAUCUUCGCCAUUAUUUCAUCGUCAGCAUCCGAAAAAGGUACGUAUCCUUUCCUGUGCUCGGACAAGAUCAAGUCGUGCGACGCGCUUCUCUACCAGCGCAAUGGCUUCGAUCAGGCUGAAAUCGCCGCCUCCUACGCAAUUAAUGCAUCAGCAAUCAAAACACUACAGCAUGCCGGCAGACAGGACUACCUGGUACCUGUGAACUGCUCCUGUAAGAACAUCAACGGCACGGCUGCAUACUUCUACGAUGUGGUCUACACCCCAGAAAUAGGCGACACCUUCUCUGAUGUGUCGACCCGCAACUUCAGCGGUCAAGUUUGGGACGGCGGCGCAGACACAAACUUAACUGCUGGAGAGGACAAAAUCCUGCAUCUACUGUGUGGCUGUCUGAAUAACACUAAUUCUCGAAUCGUUGUGACUUACACAGUCGAGGCUCACGACACCAUCUCCUCCAUUGCGAACCUACUCUCGGCUCAAGAAGAUCAAAUCGAAGCCUUGAACGAAUACUUGGCGCCAAAUCCUUCGUUUAUCGAAGCUGGAUGGCUGCUCUAUGUUCCAAUGGAAUUGCAUCCCAAAAAAGCUGCAAAGAAGGUCGUGCACAAAUGGAUGCUAAUGGUCAUCUUACUAUCGAUUAUCACCGCACUCUCCGUGUGCACAAUGGUCACGGUUUUUCUUCGGAGAAAGAUGAGAAAGCGAAAACUUGAGGAUGAUCCGAAAGCUCUUUCGAAGAACAUAAGCACCAAGUCACACUCUUUGCAGAUUCAACAGGGUAAGAACAGUUCAGAUGUUGCUGGUUUCGAUUCGGAGAAACCGUUGUUGUACAGCAUUGAAGAGAUUUCAGAGGCGACGAGAGACUUUGACGAAGCGAGGAAAAUCGGGCAGGGAGGAUACGGAAGCGUGUACUAUGGAGUGAUAGGAGAGCAGGAAGUUGCGAUCAAGAAGAUGAGAUCGAACAAGACGAAGGAGUUUCUUGCCGAGCUCAAGGUGUUGUGCAAGAUACAUCAUAUCAAUGUGGUGGAGCUGUUGGGUUAUGCCUCUGGUGACGAUCACCUUUACUUGGUUUAUGAGUUCGUCCCCAACGGUUCCCUCAGCGAACAUCUUCACGAUCCGUUGCUCAAAGGACACCAGCCUCUGACUUGGAGUGCAAGAACACAAGUGGCACUUGAUGCGGCGAGGGGGAUCGAGUACAUUCACGACCACACGAAAGCGCGAUACGUUCACCGGGAUAUCAAAACAUCGAACAUCCUCCUCGAUCAAGGGCUUGGAGCCAAGGUUGCAGAUUUCGGAUUGGCGAAGCUUGUAGGGAGAAGUAAUGAAGACGAGCUGAUAGCAACACGGCUAGUGGGAACCCCUGGAUAUCUUCCUCCCGAGUCGGUGAAAGAACUUCAGGUGACUGUGAAGACCGACGUGUUUGCAUUCGGGGUGGUACUUGGAGAGCUGAUAACGGGGCACCGCGCGCUCAUCCGCGACAACCAGCAGCCCAAUAGGAUGAAAUCACUCAUCACCAUAAUAAACGGUAUCUUCAACAGCGAAGAUCCGGAGUCUGCGGUGGAAUCGGUUGUGGAUGGAAAUUUGAAAGGCAAUUAUCCGCUGGAGGAUGCAUAUAAGAUGGCUGAGGUUGCAAGAUGGUGCCUGAGCGAAGAGGCGAUAGACAGGCCGGAGAUGCGGGAGGUGGUGGUUGCGCUGUCGCGGAUCAGAAUGUCUUCCGUCGAAUGGGAAGCUUCUCUGGGAGGGAACGGCCAAAUUUUCAGCGGAGUUUUCAGCGGUAGAUGA
Andrographis paniculata is the source of this 1821-nucleotide messenger RNA. Its product is annotated as lysM domain receptor-like kinase 3. Lineage: Eukaryota; Viridiplantae; Streptophyta; Magnoliopsida; Lamiales; Acanthaceae. The record is from RefSeq and is a predicted model, not a curated record. Gene Ontology annotation, biological process: innate immune response; protein phosphorylation. The coding region runs from base 1 to 1821 and encodes 606 amino acids. The transcript has 10 exons. Gene Ontology annotation, molecular function: ATP binding; transmembrane receptor protein kinase activity.